UACGUAGGGCUCGAUGUGGCAUUUGAGACGCGGCCGUUGACACGCCUCGGUGUCAUUAUCUCAACGUCUGAAGUUUGAGGAAGUGUCAAAUAAUAUUUCCCGAACGUGAAAAGCGUCAAUCAUGGACAAGCUUCGACGUGUUUUAAAUGGCCGAGACGAUAAUGAAGAACUUGGGCUGACGGCGCAGGUCCUGGAUGCCUCCACACUCAGUUACAGCACAAGGAUCAAAUGGUUCAUCAUAUGCUUCGCCGCUGGGAUCCUGUGCUCUAUAAUGGGCACUGCGCUACUUUUCCUACCUAAAGGAUUGCAGUUGUUUGCAGUAUUUUACACCAUAGGAAACCUUGCAGCUCUAGCUAGUACCUGUUUCCUCAUGGGCCCACUGAAACAGCUGAAGCGCAUGUUUGAGCCGACCAGACUCAUAGCCACCUGCGUCAUGCUGUUGUGCCUUGUCCUGACCUUAUGUGCAGUCUUUUGGUGGCAUAAAAGGGGGCUGGCUAUCAUCUUCUGCAUCUUACAGUUCUUAGCUAUGACAUGGUACAGCAUCUCAUACAUUCCAUUUGCUCGGGACGCAGUCCUAAAGUGCUUCACUUCCUGUUUGAGCUAAAACUGCUUUUCUCAGCAACAUUAUAUUGUCCAAGCCAAAAUAUUCAGAAUAUACAUAGUAAAUAUGUAAAAUAUUAUAUUGCAAAGAUUUUCAUUUAAUUUGUGCUAAUAUAUGCCAGCAUAUUGUUAUACUUUCAAAUAUUUCUGUCAUCCUGCGGAUUAGCAUUAAAAUAAACAUUCAUCAGAAGUUGCUUUUUUUUUAUGUUUGCAGCAUUAUAAUGUGUUUGUUCUGAACAUUGAACAUUAUGUCCCUAAAAUGAACAAAUAUUUAAGUAUUUUUGGUGUCAGGCUGCUGUUGAGAGUGCCAAAACUGUGCCUUAUUCUUAUGUCUUAAUUUGUACAUUAAAUGUCAUUUGUGUACUUUACACCAAAUAUUUUGUAAACACAGUAAAUUGUCUGAUAACACUGCUCUUGUAAUAAACACAAUUAUUCUGUC
Molecule: messenger RNA, 1039 nt
Organism: Tachysurus fulvidraco (yellow catfish)
Lineage: Eukaryota; Metazoa; Chordata; Actinopteri; Siluriformes; Bagridae
Gene: sft2d1
Product: SFT2 domain containing 1
Exons: 8
Coding region: 122-604 (160 amino acids)
Biological process (GO): vesicle-mediated transport
Cellular component (GO): membrane
Source: RefSeq, a predicted model, not a curated record